Molecule: messenger RNA, 822 nt
Organism: Papaver somniferum (opium poppy)
Lineage: Eukaryota; Viridiplantae; Streptophyta; Magnoliopsida; Ranunculales; Papaveraceae
Exons: 2
Coding region: 1-822 (273 amino acids)
Source: RefSeq, a predicted model, not a curated record
AUGUCGCAAAGAAUAAAAUUGUUUAUAUGGAAAUGUAUGAACAGUGUCCUACCAAUGAAUCAGAUUCUUUCAUGUUAUAUGCCUGAUGUAGAUGAAAAUUGCAUAUUUUGUCAUGAUCAUAUUGAAACUUUAGAACAUCUUCUCUUUGAAUGUGUGUAUGCUAAAUCAGUACGGAACCUCCCUCCUUUCUCAGGGGGAGUUAAUAAAAACACUAUGCUUUUGUCAUCUAAGGAACACUAUAACCAAUGGCAGGUAGGAGGAGACAUUUCGACUGAGACAAGUGCAACUAAGUGCUGGUUCAUAUGGAAGGAAAGGUGCAACAGAGUAUUUGAAGCAAAAGCUACAUCCUCGCUACAACUUUCAAUCAUAAAUCAAAGACACGUGAACUAUUGGAGCACUACUCAAGGAAAUAUGGACCAACAAACAAGUUGUACUAACUCAGUAGCACAACAAAGUGUCCCCUGGAAGUUACCAGAUUCUAAGUGCGACAAGAUUAAUUAUGAUGCCUCUUGGGUAUCAGAUGUUAAUAAUGCUAGUUAUGGACUAAUUAUGAGGAAUGAUGCAGGUGAUGGAAAGGCAGGAAAGUCUAGAAUCAUUGAAGCUUCAAGCCCUGAAAAAGCUGAAGCUCUAGCUCUUCUACAGGGUGCUAGAGGGCCAAAAAUGAAGACAUGUCUAGUUUCUGGUUGGAGGAUGGCCGUGAAAGAUCGAACUGACAAUUCAAUGGAUGACAGAUUAGCGGUGGAAGCGAGUAAUCUUCAAUUUUUAGUUUUUAGUUUUUGGGAAGAAGAUAUGCUUCCUUCUUUGAUAAUCUUAUUAGUUUGA